This is a messenger RNA of Symbiodinium natans, 1926 nucleotides long. NCBI's taxonomy places the organism in Eukaryota, Dinophyceae, Suessiales, Symbiodiniaceae. The record is from the annotation of a GenBank genome assembly.
AUGCUUCAUAUCUCUUGCCAGCCAUGGACAACCACCCAUCCACCUGCACAUUUCUUGACUGAUCACCGUGCACGAGAGGAAGGAGAAUGGCGCAAGCGUCAGGCCAGUGCGUGGCGCUUCGCCGCGCCCGUUGCCAUCGUCCUGGCAACCAGGGAUGCAGGUCACGCGCGCAGGAGACGAGUAGCUCUGGCUGCCUCGAAGGGAGAGGAUGCAAGCUCCGUGGGAUUCCGACGGCGGGGCCUGGCCCAAGUUGCUGCCGCCAGCAUUCCGGAGCUUGCGCAGGCGAAGGACGGGGAGGACAUGGCGGACUGGCGCGCGUUCCCACGAGAUUUUCUGUGGGGUGUGGCCACAGCAGCUUUUCAGGUUGAAGGUGCGGCGUCUGAAGGUCGUGGGCCAUCUAUCUGGGACACCUUCUCGCAUGUCCAAGGCAACAUCUUCGAAGAUGCUACAGCAGACGUGGCGUGUGAUCACUUCCACCGGUACAAGGAGGAUGUGCAGCUCAUCAAGCAGCUUGGCGUCAGGACAUACCGAUUCUCCAUCUCGUGGUCCCGGGUACUACCGACUGGCACAGUGAAAGGCGGCGUCUCUGAAGAGGGCUUGGCUUUCUAUGCUUCCUUGUGCCAAGAGCUGCUUGCAAACGGAAUUGAGCCGGUUGCCACACUGUACCACUGGGACUUGCCGCAGGGGCUGGAGGACUCCGGCGGCUGGCUCAAUCGGCAGACCGUGGACGCGUUCAAAGACUACGCGCAGCUGUGCUUCUCCCGCCUGGGGCGCUACAUCAAGACCUGGUGCACCAUCAACGAGCCUUGGACGCAGUGCAUCGUGGGCUACUGCUUCGGCUCGCAUGCGCCCGGGCGCAGCGUUGCUCCAGGCGAGGAGCCCUACCUGGUGGGCCAUCACAUGCUGCUGGCUCAUGCAGCCGCGGCCCAGGUAUACAAAGCAAUAAAGCCACCGGAGGGCCGACUGGCUAUGGUCCUCAACACUGAGUGGCCUGAGGCCCAGGAACCAAAGAAUCCACAGGACAUUGCGGCUGUCGAGCGGUUUCUGGCGUUUAACAUCGGCUGGUUCGCUGAUCCGCUGUACACAGGCGAUUACCCAGAGCUCAUGAAGAGUCGGGUUGGGGAGCGGCUGCCGAAGUUCUCAGACGCGGAGAAGGAAGCCCUGAGAGGCUCCAACGAUUUCUUCGCGCUGAACUGCUAUUCCGCGCGCUACAUCUGCGAGGACACUCCUUGGAGGAAGCUCCAGAACUUUCAGGCAACCCUGAAGAUCCUUCCCUACAUCUCUGAUGUGCCAGUAGCCCGAUUCAAGGCUGCCAUCGCGGAAAAGCAGGCGAUGUCUUCGGAGGAGAGUGUGCCCAGUGCAGCUUCGCCGCCUGGGCUUCUGGGUGGUCCCGCCUCGCCACCCCCAGACAAGCCCGUCCCCAGCAACAGCUGGCUCACCGAUGCAAGCUACGAAACAGCGGUGCCGUUAGAUGCCGAGUUGACCGCCACUGGCUGGCCUGUGGCACAUUUUGGACUGGGCCGCCUGCUCCUGUACAUUCAGCAGAAAUACCAGCCGCCAGGCGGUAUCCUGAUUACAGAAGCAGGCGCGGCUUUCAAGGAAGCGGGCGGGUCGCCGGCGCCUGCCACAGCAGAUGCGGACCAAGCUUCCUACUUGCAAUCGCAAGCUGUCGUUGUCAGGCGCGCCAUGCAAGAAGGUGCAGAUGUCCGCGGCUACAUCUGGUGGACUUUGAUGGAUAACUUUGAGUGGAGCUACGGAUACUCCAAAAGAUUUGGCUUAUACGAGGUCGACUUUACAGGAUCCCUGGCUCGUAGGCCACGGCCAGCGGCGGCAGCUUUUCAAGCGCUCGCCAAGCAGAAUCGGGUCCCAACGGCUGUCUCUGAUCUCGAGUAUACUCGGUGCCUUGAUCGUCCAGACGCGCGAUAG